Messenger RNA from Capsella rubella, 2481 nucleotides. RefSeq names its product probable LRR receptor-like serine/threonine-protein kinase At3g47570. The transcript has 3 exons. Gene Ontology annotation, biological process: hormone-mediated signaling pathway. The coding region runs from base 85 to 2481 and encodes 798 amino acids. Gene Ontology annotation, cellular component: plasma membrane. Lineage: Eukaryota; Viridiplantae; Streptophyta; Magnoliopsida; Brassicales; Brassicaceae. Gene Ontology annotation, molecular function: ATP binding; protein binding. The record is from RefSeq and is a predicted model, not a curated record.
GAGAAGAAAUUUUGCAUUUGCAAUUCCUCUCAUAUAUUCACUUUCCUACAAGAAUUGAGAAGCUUUUUUAAUCCAAACAAAAAAAUGAGAAGCACUGUUUUGUUUCUCUUAUUUUCUUUCGGUGCUCUCAUGUUACUUGAAGCAUAUGGUGUUACCGAUGAAAAUGAUAGGAAAGCAUUGUUCGACCUCAAAUCUCAAGUUUCUCAAGAAAGAAGAGUUGUUUUGUCUUCAUGGAAUAAUUCAACCCCUCUCUGUAAUUGGAAAGGAGUUACAUGCGGCCUCAAACACAAGAGAGUUACCGGUUUGGACCUCAAUGGGUUCCAGCUGGGCGGAAUGAUAUCACCAUCUAUUGGUAAUCUUUCGUUUCUCAUAUCACUUGAUCUCUCUAAUAACUCUUUUGGUGGUACCAUCCCUCACGAGGUUGGAAACUUGUUUAGACUUGAACAUUUGGAUAUGAGCUCUAAUAAUCUUGGAGGAGAGAUUCCAGUUAAUCUAUUUAACUGCUCUAGAUUGUUGGAACUUCGUUUAAUAUCAAAUCAUCUUGAAGGAAGUGUUCCUUCAGAGAUAGGGUCAUUGACGAAGCUUGUCUUUAUAACUCUUGCUUUAAACAACUUGAAAGGGAAGCUCCCUGCCUCUCUAGGAAACUUGACAUCAGUUAUGCAGGUUAACUUUGCGGCUAACCAUAUAGAAGGAGAGAUUCCGGGUGAUAUAGCUAGAUUGACUAAAAUGUUCUUUCUUGUUUUACCAGAGAACCAGUUCUCUGGUGUUUUUCCUCCUGCAAUAUACAAUCUAUCCUCGCUUAAGUAUUUAUACUUGGAAGCUAAUUAUUUCUCGGGUAGCCUGAGACCUGACUUUGGUAGGCUGCUACCAAACUUACAGUAUUUACAUCUAGGAAGUAAUUACUUCAAAGGAGUCAUUCCAGCAUCACUUUCAAAUAUCUCGGCUCUUCAACUGUUGUCAUUCAAUGACAACAAUCUGACAGGAAGUAUUCCUCCAAGCUUGGGAAGAUUACAGAAUUUGCAAAUCUUGUCUUUUUCUAAUAAUCUUUUGGGAAGUCAAUCAUUUGGAGAUUUUGAAUUCCUUGGUGGUUUAGGGAACUGCACCCAACUGAAAACUUUAGACGUUAGUGGAAAUAGGCUUGGAGGUCACUUGCCUACCUCCAUUGCAAAUCUGUCCAUAAACCUCCAAGAUUUAGGACUUGGAGAAAAUUUCAUAACUGGACGCAUUCCUCAGGAUAUUGGGAAGCUCGUAAGCCUAGAAAAACUUAUCUUAGAAAAAAACAAUUUCACAGGCCUACUCCCAACCUCUAUUGGCAAGCUUAUACAAUUGGAAAUGCUUAUUCUCGGUUCAAAUAGUAUAUCAGGAGAGAUACCAUCUAUUCUAGGAAACAUUACUCGGUUGGACUUCCUUUUCUUGGAAAACAAUAACUUUGAAGGAACCAUUCCUCUAAGUCUCAGUAAUUGUACUUCCCUACGCUACUUAACGACUGGGCCUAAUAACUUGCAUGGGACUAUACCUGAGGGAAUUAUGGGAAUUCAGUCCCUUAUUGAACUAGAUAUGUCAGGUAGUUCUUUGACCGGCUCUCUACCAGAAGAUAUUGGAGGGCUUAAACAUCUUGUUAGACUAUCUGUUGCGCGUAAUAAAUUAUCAGGACAACUUCCACGAUCCUUGGGAAAUUGUCUCACAAUGGAAAUACUAACGCUUCAAGGUAACAAUUUUGAUGGAGCGGUUCCGGAUAUAAGAGGCUUAAAGAGUCUUAAAAGCGUUGAUUUCUCCAACAACAAUCUAUUUGGAAGUGUACCUGCUUAUCUUGCAAACUUUUCUUCAUUGGAAUAUCUCAAUCUCUCUGAUAACAACUUCGAAGGAAGUGUGCCAACAGAAGGAAAAUUUCAGAAUGCUUCUAUAGUUUCAGUAUUUGGAAACAAAAAUCUUUGUGGAGGCAUCAAGGAGUUCAAACUGAAGCCAUGCGUCAAUGAAGCACCAUCAACGGGAUCAAAGCGUUCCUCUCGUGUGAAGAAAAUCCUUAUCGGGGUUGUCGUUGGCACUGCUUUGCUUUUGCUGCUGUUAGUUGCUUCAGUUUCGCUAUAUAUGGAGGUUUUGCAUGACCAGAUAAGUUAUGGAGAGAUCCGAAAUGCGACUGAUGGUUUCUCUUCGAGCAAUAUGAUUGGGUCAGGAGGUUUUGGUACUGUGUUUAAAGCCUUUCUCCCUGCAGAGAACAAGGUUGUUGCUGUGAAAGUUCUAAACAUGCAGAGACGUGGAGCAAUGAAGAAACGAGUGUUGGACAUUGUAGAUGAAUCAGUUCUUGGCAAUGGUCUCAGAGUUGGUUUCCCUGCUGCUGAAUGUUUGACGCUGAUUUUUGAGGUGGGGCUUCGGUGUGCUGAAGAAUCUCCGACGAACCGAUUGGGAGUGAGUGAAGCUACAAAGGAGUUAAUCUCGUUGAGAGAGAGAUUUUUCAAAGCUACAAGGACAGCCAGACGUUGA